This is a messenger RNA of Pocillopora damicornis (cauliflower coral), 977 nucleotides long. RefSeq names its product chromatin accessibility complex protein 1. Gene Ontology annotation, molecular function: protein heterodimerization activity. Lineage: Eukaryota; Metazoa; Cnidaria; Anthozoa; Scleractinia; Pocilloporidae. The record is from RefSeq and is a predicted model, not a curated record. Gene Ontology annotation, biological process: chromatin remodeling; DNA-templated DNA replication. Gene Ontology annotation, cellular component: CHRAC; nucleus.
UAGGAAGAAGAAAGCAGUGUGGAACGAGCUUGAUGAUUCCGCUGACCGUUUACAUAGUUUGGUUGGUGUCUUUCAAAAUGGCGGAGAAAACGAGCGUGGACAGCAGCGCGGGAAAGGUAACUCAAUUGCCAAUCGCAAGAGUCAAAACAAUCAUGAAAAGUUCCCCGGAACAGCCACAUUUCAGUCAAGAUUCAGUUUUCCUAAUAACAAAAGCCACGGAAUUAUUUAUUGACUAUCUUACCAUCACUGCUUAUAAACAAGAGAGUGAUUCAAAGCAACUGACCUACAAGGGACUCUCUAAAGUAGUGGAAGAUGAAGAAAAACUUCAAUUUCUUGGAGUGUUAUCUGCAAUUUUCAAGGGAAUAAGUGCUUGCAUGGUAUAUCCUAAUAAAAGAUAUUGUCCCUCCUAAAGUGCUUGUCAAAGACUUUUUGGAAAGUUUGAAGAAAAAGUCCAGAAUGUCUCCCUUUGAUGUAGACAGCUCAAGCUCAGAGUCAGAAUAACUGGAGUUAAAGUUUAGAAAGAAGUUGACUGUUCACAAAUUUACAGUUGUCAAAACAAUUAUCUGAUGCUGCAAGCUUGUGCACUUCCUCUCAUUUUACAUAGUUUGGCUGAACAUUGAAUCACAAAAACUUCUCUGAAAACAGUGACCCCCUGUCAUCUUACUUGAGCAGAUGAUGAGCACUCAACUACCCAAGAUGCAAUAAGGUUUAGUUUGCAUCUGAAUGGUUGAGCAGGUGUCGUAAGACAGUAACAGCACGGUGGCCAAGACAGUAACAGCACGGUGGCCAAGACCGCAACCACUCAGUUGAUUAAACCAAAUUACCUUGUUAUACUCCUCAACCGACAAAUCACCACAUUUUCUUUAGAAUCUUACCCCCUUCAUUCUUAAGACUGUUUUACAAUCUUCGUUUUCCGAAAUGAAUAGAUCGAGCGCCCGGGGCAUUUAUUUACUUUUGGUGCCUCAAGGGAAGGCACU